This is a messenger RNA of Thamnophis elegans (Western terrestrial garter snake), 429 nucleotides long. RefSeq names its product 60S ribosomal protein L35-like. The record is from RefSeq and is a predicted model, not a curated record. Gene Ontology annotation, cellular component: ribosome; cytosolic large ribosomal subunit. Lineage: Eukaryota; Metazoa; Chordata; Lepidosauria; Squamata; Natricidae. Gene Ontology annotation, molecular function: mRNA binding; structural constituent of ribosome. Gene Ontology annotation, biological process: translation; maturation of LSU-rRNA from tricistronic rRNA transcript (SSU-rRNA, 5.8S rRNA, LSU-rRNA).
AUGACAACCCUCUUAGAUCUUAUUGGACAGCUGGAAUCAAUUGAGACAAGGACACCAGUGAACCUUAUUCCGCCACUGGCCAAGAUUAAAGCCUGUGACUUGCGAGAGAAGAAGAAGGAAGAACUAUUGAAACAGCUACAGGAUGGCCUCAAGGUAGGACUGUCUCAGCUCCAUGUUGCCAAGGUGACUGGAGGAGCAGUUUCUAAACUCUCCAACAUCCGGGUGGUUCACAACUCCAUUGCCAGAGUACUUCAGGACCAGAAAGAAAACCUCAGAAAAUUCUACAAGAAAGGCAAGAAAUACAAGCCACUGGACUUGUGUUUGAAGGAGAUACGAGCCAUGUGGAGGAGGCUAAAUAAGCAGAAGACCAAGAAGCAGCAACAGAAAGAGCAACUUUAUCCCUUUCGCAAAUACUCUGUGACAGCCUGA